AGUUAGAUAAUCAUCAUGGCGGAUAGUGAAUGGAAGGAGCCUGCGUUUACGAAAGAUGACAACCCACGUGGUUUAGUUUGCGAAAGUUCUUUCGCCACACUUUUCCCAAAAUAUCGGGAAAAAUAUCUCAGGGAGUGCUGGCCAUUGGUAAAAAAGGCGUUAGCCGAGCAUGGAAUUAAAGCUGAGUUAGACGCUGUGGAAGGCAGUAUGACCGUUAAAACUACAAGGAAAACGUUCGAUCCGUUUAUUAUCCUAAAAUCUCGCGACCUGAUUAAAUUGCUAUCGAGGAGCGUUCCAUAUGAGCAAGCUGUGAGAGUAUUGGAAGACGACAUAGCGAGUGAUAUUAUCAAGAUAAAGACACUGGUUCGUAACAAGGAGCGCUUCGUUAAACGCCGUCAAAGACUGAUCGGCCCGGAUGGAUCUACUCUGAAAGCUAUCGAACUGUUGACUGAUUGUUACGUGUUAGUUCAGGGUAAUACUGUAUCAGCUUUAGGACCACAUAGAGGCUUGAAAGAAGUAAGAAAAAUAGUUGUUGAUACCAUGAAAAACAUUCAUCCCAUUUAUAAUAUUAAGACUCUUAUGAUAAAACAACAACUAUCAAAAGAUCCUGCACUAAAAGGUGAAUCAUGGGAUCGCUUUCUGCCAAAAUUCAAAUCCAAGACAAUAAGCAAGAGGCGAAAGCCGUUCAAGAAGCGUACAAAGAAAGAAUAUACUCCCUUCCCACCUCCACAGAAACCUUCAAAGGUCGAUUUGCAAAUCGAAAGCGGGGAAUACUUUUUAAAAGAGAAGAAAAAACGCGAAAAGAAACAUUAA
This is a messenger RNA of Dimorphilus gyrociliatus, 813 nucleotides long. Lineage: Eukaryota; Metazoa; Annelida; Polychaeta; Dinophilidae. The record is from the annotation of a GenBank genome assembly.